GGGGCGGGGCUACCGGGUCACGAGAGGCCGGAAGUUGCGGCCUUUGCGGAUAAUCUGAGAUGGGGACCACUCUGGACAUCAAGAUUAAAAGAGCGAAUAAAGUGUAUCACGCCGGGGAAAUGCUCUCUGGUGUGGUGGUCAUCUCUAGCAAGGACUCAGUCCAGCACCAGGGAGUCUCUUUGACAAUGGAAGGGACUGUAAACCUCCAGCUCAGUGCCAAAAGUGUGGGUGUGUUUGAAGCCUUUUACAACUCUGUGAAGCCGAUCCAGAUUAUCAACAGCACCAUAGAUGUGCUGAAGCCAGGAAAGAUUCCCAGUGGCAAGACUGAGGUUCCCUUUGAGUUCCCACUGCUUGUGAAAGGCAGCAAGGUCCUGUAUGAGACGUACCACGGUGUGUUUGUCAACAUUCAGUACACACUGCGCUGUGACAUGCGGCGGUCCCUGUUGGCCAAGGACCUGACCAAGACCUGUGAAUUCAUCGUUCACUCUGCCCCUCAGAAGGGGAAGUUGACCCCAAGUCCUGUUGACUUCACAAUCACCCCGGAAACCUUGCAGAACGUUAAAGAGAGAGCUUCACUUCCCAAAUUCUUCAUUAGAGGACAUCUGAACUCCACUAACUGUGCUAUCACUCAGCCCCUGACAGGAGAGCUGGUGGUGGAACACUCGGAUGCUGCUAUCCGGAGCAUAGAGCUUCAGUUGGUCCGGGUGGAGACCUGUGGGUGUGCAGAAGGCUAUGCACGAGAUGCCACAGAGAUUCAGAAUAUUCAAAUCGCUGAUGGGGACAUUUGUAGAAACCUUUCUGUUCCUCUGUACAUGGUCUUCCCCAGACUGUUCACCUGUCCAACACUGGAGACCACCAACUUCAAAGUGGAGUUUGAGGUCAAUGUGGUGGUCCUCCUUCAUGCUGACCACCUCAUCACUGAGAACUUUCCGCUGAAGCUCUGUCGGACAUAGUCCAGCUGCAGGAAGGGGAGAGCCAGAAUGGCCAUGUGGACAUUGACCCAGUCAUCUGCUCACAUGGGGACGUCACACAGACCACCUGCUCACAGGCAUCACGUCAGCAGCAUACAUCUUCAUGUCGUCUCAUGGCCUCAGAGCUUGUUCCCUGCCUCAGGUGCCUUGCCUCAGCCCUCACGUCUGGAAUGCAACAGGAUUCCUCCUGUGUGUUGCAAGCUCACAGAAAGCGUUCCGAUGGCUCCAGAUGUGCCUGUUCCUUCUUAGGUUCAUUAAGCAGUGUGUCUGCACUUUAAGAUGGGCUGCCUAGUGAGAUCAUGGAGGCAGAAGGGAACCCCACCCCCACCCCCCGCCUCCAUCUUGCCCAGACUCCUGACAGCAAAGAGUCAGCAACCAGCAAGCUCUCUGAGUCUGUGAUGCCCUCCAAGGAGUAACAGUUACUUCAUCUGGGAAUACGGAGUUUUCCCUUCUUGACAUCUUGAUAGUGUUUCACUAGAACCUCUAAAUGUUUUAGGGCACUGGAAAUAAAAACCAACAAUUAGUCCUGGUUCUCACAGAGGGAGAAUGGUGAACAGUGGCUGUCGUUGGAGUGUUUGUGUGUGUGGUACUGGCACACACAGUUAAUGCUGCCAUAAUAUUCCCAGAAUGCAUUGAAAGACAAGGUGCUUGCAUAAGGGGAAGAAUGCAUAUGGGCUACUGGUUAGUACUAGGUUCUGAGUGACAGGACACCAUGCGGAGGAAGGGCGAUGGCCUUGGCCUGUCCCUGACCCCCUGGGGCACAUGGCUUUAGCCUCACACUGUAACUCAUACUGUAUGGAGGGUAUGUUGCAAUACUUUUCUUCCUUCUAAUCUCGCUGUUGUUCUGUUGGUCUAGAGUUAAUGAGCGCCCUGCACACCAGCUGGCCUGCCUUCACAGGUUCUGGGGGGCAGGCCUAGGCAAAGCAGGCCCAUCUGACAGCCUCCUGGCUGCACUCCCACUGUUCUGAACAGCUGAGGGAACUGGGGCACUGCUGCUGGGGCCUCACCAGGGAAACCGAGAAGACUUAGCUGAGUCACCUGACAGUGAGUUCCCAGAGAAUGUAUUUUUGCUUUGUCAUACUUAUCCUUGUUAUAUUUAAACAAUCAGUACCCAAAAAAUGUGGGCCAUACUUUCUAGUGAGUCUAAGGAAAAGUCAUCUUUGAUUACAUAAUUUUUUUAAUGAAUAAAGAAAGCUAAACAAUUUUUUAAA
Molecule: messenger RNA, 2182 nt
Organism: Mus caroli (Ryukyu mouse)
Lineage: Eukaryota; Metazoa; Chordata; Mammalia; Rodentia; Muridae
Gene: Vps26c
Product: VPS26 endosomal protein sorting factor C
Biological process (GO): intracellular protein transport
Source: RefSeq, a predicted model, not a curated record